CUUCUCCGCUCGCCGGAACCAGGUACCAGCUCCCUGCGUAGGGAAGGGCCGAAGCGUUCCAGGGAGGGGAUGAAGGCAAAAGCUCAGUAUAAGGCGGCCCUCAAGUUACUGAGCCGGCUCCAGGGCAAGGCGGAUAUCUCCCAAGAGGAGAAGUCUAAGCUAGCCUUGGCUGAGCAACGGGUACAGGAGGGUCGCGAACACUACGCGCAGCUGCCCCAGAUGAAGGCAACAAACGGUGGAUUCGCCAACAAGGUGAAGGAGAUGUUGGCCACACAGAGGCAACGCUCGAUCGAGAGUUCUGCCAAAGACACUUCGGCGAGCAAGCGGCAACGCGGGCCCAAGGAGGAAUGUAGGAGGACCCCAGCGCCCACGUUCGAAGGAGCAGGAUGGCUGAACGGGGUCAAGAUCCUCAAAUGGUGCCCCUACUGGAAGCUCUGUGGGAGGGGGCCAAGCUGGAGGUGGUAGACAGGGAGCUGAUCCCGUCCAUACCAAAGGCGAAGGUGCUCAUCCCCAUUGCUGUCCAGGGGGAGCGAGCACUGAAGCUGCUGCAGAGGCAAAAUCCGGACGUGCCAACGGCUGAUUGGAAGGUUCUGCAUGCCGGUAGCCCAC
Molecule: messenger RNA, 609 nt
Organism: Drosophila miranda
Lineage: Eukaryota; Metazoa; Arthropoda; Insecta; Diptera; Drosophilidae
Exons: 2
Coding region: 70-465 (131 amino acids)
Source: RefSeq, a predicted model, not a curated record